CCGCCCCUGGAGCGCGAGGCGCCGCCAGACUCACAGGCUCUGCGGGCGGAGAGCCGCGAUGGCGGACGUGUCUGAGAGGAAGGUGCAGCUGUUCGUGCUGCUGGCCUUCGCCUCCGGAGUGCUUGUGGGCUGGCAGGCGAACCGGCUGCGGAGGCGCUACCUGGACUGGAGGAAGCGGAGACUGCAGGACAAGCUGGCGGUGACGCAGAAGAAGCUGGAUCUGGCCUGACCUGGACGUCUGCUCCGCCGGCCCACACGCGCCCGCGCCGUCCUGCCCGCCCGGGUCCUCCCGCCGAAGCCAGCGGGCCGCUCGCUCCUCGCGGAGUGUCGCUUGUUGAAGAUGGAUAUUGAGCACUGGACAGACAUUACUUCUUGCAUUUAUAAGUCAAUUUUAUUUAAAAAAUAAAAAUUUAAACAUCUU
Phyllostomus discolor (pale spear-nosed bat) is the source of this 421-nucleotide messenger RNA. It is a transcript of the gene MTLN, whose product is annotated as mitoregulin. Gene Ontology annotation, biological process: positive regulation of mitochondrial membrane potential. Bases 59 to 229 code for a protein of 56 amino acids. The transcript is spliced from 2 exons. Gene Ontology annotation, cellular component: mitochondrial inner membrane. NCBI's taxonomy places the organism in Eukaryota, Metazoa, Chordata, Mammalia, Chiroptera, Phyllostomidae. The record is from RefSeq and is a predicted model, not a curated record.